UGCCGCCAGAUCGAAUCAAUGGGGGCGGCACGAGCGACAAGGGUAUAGCUAGCUAUCCAUAAUUAUCGUACACGGCACUGGACACCAGCUGGCCAGCCUAGUAACCGCCACCACCGCGAAGCCCUCGGACGAACGAACCCGCCGCCGCCGGCCACCAUAUAUACCGGCGCACACAGCUACCUCGACCAAGCGGCCGGUGUGCGCGUCAGUGUGUCAGUGCGUGUGCGCAGGGUGAGGCGGAGGAGAUGGCGAGGCACUUCGUGCUCAACACCGGCGCCGAGAUCCCUUCGGUGGGGCUCGGCACCUGGCAGUCCAAGCCUGACGACGUAGGCGACUCCGUCUACGCCGCUGUCAAGGCAGGGUACCGGCACAUCGAUUGUGCCAGGGCUUACCGCAACGAGAAGGAGAUUGGUUUGGCUCUGCAAAAGCUGUUCGAAGAGGGUGUAGUGAAGCGUGAAGACUUGUUUAUCACCUCUAAGCUAUGGCAUGAUCAUCAUGCUCCAGAAGAUGUGCCAGAGUCGCUAGGCAAAAGCCUGAACGACUUGCAGCUUGAGUACUUGGAUCUUUACCUUAUCCAUUGGCCAUUUAGACUCAAGAAGGGGACUGACUGGAGUAACCCUGAAAACUUUGUCCCACCUGACAUCCCUGCUACUUGGGGAGCAAUGGAAAAGUUAUAUGAUACUGGCAAAGCUCGUGCAAUCGGUGUGAGUAACUUCUCAACAAAGAAACUGGGUGACCUUCUUGCUGUAGCUCGUAUACCACCAGCUGUUAAUCAGGUGGAAUGCCAUCCGGGUUGGCAGCAAACUAAGCUCCAUAACUUCUGUCAGUCAGCUGGUGUUCAUCUUUCUGCGUACUCACCACUAGGUUCACCUGGUUCAGCUUGGAUCAACAGUAAUGUCCUUAAAGAACCAGUCGUUACCUCAAUAGCAGAUAAACUUGGGAAAACUCCUGCACAGGUGGCCCUGCGCUGGAACAUUCAGAUGGGUCACAGUGUACUACCAAAGAGCCUGAAUGAGCGAAGGAUAAAGCAAAAUCUUGAUGUUUAUGAUUGGUCUAUUCCAGAUGACUUGCUUGCAGAGUUCUCUGAGAUUAAGCAGGUUAGGCUGAUCAGAGGCGACUUCACUGUUCACCCGCAGAGCGUUUACAAGACCCUCGAGGAGCUCUGGGAUGAGGAAAUUUAGGAAUGAAAUUGGAGUUCAUCCUGAGCAGAGAGCAACAUAUGUAGGAUCCGGGCACUUCAUAUAUGCUCCUACCACCAUAUUUGCUGGUUUAGUGGGCGAUUCAAUCACUAGUGUCACCCUAGAUGUUAGUUCUCUGUUCAGAGUUGUUUGUGCAGUUAAAGUAUCUGGCAGCAUUUUAUCCUGUGCUACUAUUACCAGCGUGUAUCUAAACCAGAGAAUUGGCACCAUUCAUCCUUUAGUUUAUCUAUCCCUAUGAAUUUUAUCAGAAUAGUAUUGUGCAGCACCAUGAUCA
Molecule: messenger RNA, 1473 nt
Organism: Panicum virgatum (switchgrass)
Lineage: Eukaryota; Viridiplantae; Streptophyta; Magnoliopsida; Poales; Poaceae
Product: NADPH-dependent aldo-keto reductase, chloroplastic-like
Exons: 7
Coding region: 246-1181 (311 amino acids)
Cellular component (GO): cytosol
Molecular function (GO): aldose reductase (NADPH) activity
Source: RefSeq, a predicted model, not a curated record